Messenger RNA from Triticum aestivum (bread wheat), 2209 nucleotides. RefSeq names its product solute carrier family 25 member 44. The record is from RefSeq and is a predicted model, not a curated record. The annotation marks the transcript as partial. The transcript has 2 exons. Gene Ontology annotation, biological process: transmembrane transport. Lineage: Eukaryota; Viridiplantae; Streptophyta; Magnoliopsida; Poales; Poaceae.
GAAAAUCCCAAGUCCAGGCCAUUAAUCAGAGCGCGCUACGUCCGACGCCAUUCCACACACUUCCCCACCGCCUGCCUGCUCUGCUCUGCUUCCUCCUCCCUCCCCCGCCCCCGCCCCAAAACCCUAGCCGCCGCAACCUGUUCCUUCUCCUCCGGUGUUCACUUCCUCGUCGCCCGCGUGAUACGCGCGCAGGAGAGCAUCCCCCGGGAGCGCGGCCCGCCGCUGUCCCCGGCGUGCCGGCAUGGAGGAGAGGCCAUAGAUCGCCGGCAGGCGCCUCCGCCGCCGCCGGACGCGGCGGCGGAGCAGGCUGGGGGCUCCCAGGAGCUGCAGCUCCCGGCGGACAUCGACUGGGAGCGGCUCGACAAGUCGCGCUUCUUCUUCCUCGGCGCGGGGCUCUUCUCCGCCGUCUCGACCGCGCUGUACCCCGCCGUCGUCCUCAAGACGCGCCUGCAGGUCGCGCCGGAGCCUCCCCCGGCGCACGCCGCGACGGGGGCGCGGCCGGGGCUCCCGCCCUCCGCCGCCGCCGCGGCCACCACCAUCCUGCGCCGGGAGGGCCCCCUCGCCUUCUACCGUGGCUUCGCCACCUCCCUCGCCGGGACCGUCCCCGCGCGCGCGCUCUACAUGGGCGCGCUCGAGGCCACGCGCUCCGUCGUCGGCCCGGCCGCGCUCGGCCUCGGCGCGCCUGAGCCCGCUGCGUCCGCGGCCGCGGGCGCCGCUGCCGGGCUCACCGCCGCCGUUGCCGCGCAGGUUGUGUGGACGCCCGUCGAUGUCAUCAGCCAGCGCCUCAUGGUGCAGGGCAACCCGUGCCCGGCCUCCCGCUACCACGGCGGCCUCGACGCAUUCCGCAAGAUCGUGGCCUCCGACGGUCUCUGCGGCCUGUACCGCGGCUUCGGCAUGUCCAUCCUAACCUACGCCCCCUCCAAUGCCGUGUGGUGGGCGACUUACUCACUGUCACAGAAGAUAAUCUGGAGCGGGAUUGGCUGCUACCUCUGCGAGUACGGUGUGGGUGUGCAAGAAAUCGACGACGGCGACGGUGACAUCUCGUUGCAGCCAAGCUGCAAGACACUCAUGGUGGUGCAGGGAACGAGUGCCGCGAUAGCCGGUGGCGCCGCGGCCCUUGUGACCAUGCCGCUGGACACCAUCAAGACCAGGAUGCAGGUCAUGGACGGCCAAGGCGAGCCAAUCACCAUUGGGCGGACGGUGCGGGAGCUGAUCAAGGAAGGCGGGUGGGGCGCGUGUUACAGGGGGCUCGGCCCGAGGUGGGCGUCCAUGUCCUUGUCUGCCACUACCAUGAUCACCACGUAUGAGUUCCUCAAGCGCCUCUCGGCGAAGAAGGGGCAGGAGAGUGGCGUCCCAUGACUUCUGAUGGCAAGUUAUAUAGAUAAUGCAAAUUAGGUUCCUUCCCUUGGUUUGUUUCGUUCCUUUCCACAGCUUAUCUGAUCUUUCAGGUGUUGAAAAGAAAAUGGUGAUCAAGUGUUUGUAGAUAGUGUCUUCGUUUGUAACUCCAAAUCAAUCAACGAAAUCCACUUUAUUUCUGGUACUUCGCUUCUGCUGCUUAAUCACGUUUUAGCUUGUGAGUCUUCACAAGUACUCCAUUCACUUGCUUGGAACCAAACAUGGCUAUGAUAUCACAACUCCAGCAUGCACCGAGCAGGAAUCUGAAUACUUCAAGUGACAGAGAGACUGGAGUACACUGUAGCGUACACUGACCAUUCCACACAUGGUCACGAGCGACAGGCUUAUAUGGACAGGUACGCUGUACAGGUGCUCUCAUAACUGGGCACUGCUGCAGUAACCUGAUAUAGAAGGGUCCUAGGAAAAUGGAAGAUCUGUUUACCCUUUUUGUCAGUUUUUCCCUUUCAAAUUUCUCUUGUCUUUUUUCAUUGCAAAAAUAGGAGGCCUAAGAGUCUUCUCUUGGAAUAAACAAGUACUAGAUGAUGUUCCAACUACCUGCACCACUUUGGUUACAAAUGACAUGCAAAUGUCAUAUGUUGAUAAUGGUUAACCACUCUUGUAUAUGACGUCUAAACGGUGUCUUUUAUCUGAUGUUUAUGCUAUCAUUUUCUUGUAGUGGCCGGAAUUAGGGUAGCUUUCUUUCCAUUGCUCUGUUUCUUUUCUAGUGUCAAUUGUCUUUGGUACUUCUUUUAUUUAUACCUCUGGCUCUUGGUUUGCUCAAGUGUAAAUAUCACUGUUAAUUAUAUUCCUGUCC